Molecule: messenger RNA, 2899 nt
Organism: Scophthalmus maximus (turbot)
Lineage: Eukaryota; Metazoa; Chordata; Actinopteri; Pleuronectiformes; Scophthalmidae
Gene: cspg5a
Product: chondroitin sulfate proteoglycan 5a
Exons: 5
Coding region: 431-2038 (535 amino acids)
Biological process (GO): nervous system development
Source: RefSeq, a predicted model, not a curated record
CGUCGCACUCCGCCGUGCGUCUGCGUCCCUCUCAGCCACCGAGUGCCCAGCGCGCCGAUUCCUCCCCGAACCGAGCCGAGCCGAGCCGAGCCGAGCCACGCCGUGCGUCUGCCGCCCCCCGCCCCCCCCCACACCCCUACCCCCUAAACGCACCCCCUCGCCACCACCACCGCCACCCCACCCUCGCUGUGUCCGACCGCCGAGCUGUGGCGAUGGAGCCGUGACCACCCUCGGCGUGCGCGCAAACCGAACCGAGCGUGUGAACCGGGCAAAGGAUCCGAGGAGGCAGCUGAGACCGAGCGGCUGUGGAGGAGAGGAGCGCAGGGAGGCUGCAGUCCGCCGCGCGCCAAUCGACAGACCCGCUUGUCCGGAUUACUCUUUUUCUUUUUGCACCAUUUCGCCUCCAACAGAAGAGGGACUUUCUUCGAGGAUGCAGGGGAAGGGGGCGCGCUUUCGCACGGGAUGCUGGAGACUAACGCUGCUGUCGUGCGUCCUGGCCAUGCACGCGAUCCCGGCGCCGGUCCACGGAAUUGUUGACGGGACCAAUGUCACUGAGCUGGGCAAUGCGGGCAAUGUCACCUCCCUUCUCGCGGAGGAGCAAGGACCUGCCAAGGUCAACAAGCCCAUCGCCACGGCAACCGAGAUGAGCAGCUCGGCCAGUCCUGACACGAUCAGCACUGUGACGCUGCGGGCGGGCCGCGUCCCCCGCGCCGGCGAAGACGAGGAGCAGAGCAGCGGCAUGUUUGGCGAAUCGGUGGUUCCGGCGGUGGAGGAAAUAGGCGUGGCGGCCUCGCCUGAGCUCAUCCCCGAUUCAGCUGAGACGGAGCACCUGCUGCCUAGCAACCCGCGUAAACAGGAUGCCGUGGAUGGUGAGGUGGAGGACAAGGAGGAGCGUUUGCCGAACACCGACCCAACUUGGAUCCAUGCCGAGGACACAGCCGUGUUUGACCUGGACCGCCUUUUCACCACCACUGCUCCGCCCCCGGCCGCCACCAACCCCUCCAACCCCGACGUCCUCCAUGUGGACUUCUUCGACCCCUCCUCCCGUGGGCGCAGCCUGGACCUGGCCCCGCCCUCUCCCUCAUCACUGGCCCAUGAGCUGCAGGGUGGCGACCCGACCUCCUGGGCGAUGCCUGACAACUACGACUACCUCACGCCCUAUGAGGACGGCGUGUCCCCAACUGCCGACGAGUACACCUACAGCACCACGACGGGGGCCUACGAGAGCGACGACGACCUCCGAUCGUCUGCUGGGUCUCCGGGCCGCUCGAGGCCUCGGGCCCCAGGGUCUGGCCCCCUCAUCCCGGGGGCGGCACUUCCUGGUGCGGGAGCUCCUGUACCAAACGUCCCCGCAGCCGCUCCCCCUGCAGCCUCACCGGUGGACGGGUCGGAUGGGUUGGGCGGAUGCCGCGUGGGUUACCCGAUGGUGAACGGAAGUUGCCGCUCGCCCUGUGACGCACUGCCCAACUACUGCUACAACGGGGGACAGUGUUACCUCCUGGAGGGCAUGGGAGUCUUCUGCAGAUGCAACAUCCAGGAUUACAUCUGGCACAAGGGCGCCCGCUGCGAGUCGGUGGUCACGGAGUUCCAGGUGAUGUGUCUGGCCGUGGGCGCCUCGGCCCUGGUGGUGCUGCUGCUCUUCAUGAUCGUCGUCUGCUUCGCCAAGAAGCUCCACGUGCUCAAGACGGAGAACAAGAAGCUGCGCAAGCGCAGCAGUAAGUACCGGCCUUCAUCGGAGCAGCACAAUGAUAAUUUCUCGCUGUCCACCAUCGCUGAGGGCUCCCACCCAAAUGUAAGGAAACUGUGCGACACCCCUCCUAACGUCCCUCAUGCCCGUGCAUUGGCUUACUAUGAUAACAUUAUCUGUCAGGACGAUCCGAACUCCCAGAACAAGCUGGAGGACCCGGUGAAGGCCCCGUCCAAGGAGGACGACUCCCUCAAUAUCCACAACUCUCUGACCCCCAAACACGAGAACCACAAGGUCCUGGGCGAGGAGAACUCCUCGGAGGUAAACUCUCUGCAGAACAACAUGAUGUGAAAACAGAAAAAAAACACACAACAACCCCGGCAACCUGCGACGCGACCCCCCCCCCCCCCCGAACCCCCACCCCCCCUCCCCCCAAACGUGGUGAGGUGCACCAGCAACAGGAAGCCCCCAGACACCCGGUCAACCAACCAACCAACCAACCAACCAGCCUGCCAACAAACCAGCCAACCAACACAGUCUGCAACCGUCUCUGACGCGGCAACACUGCCACCAAGCGGCCCGGGCUGCUGAAAAACACUUACACCACCGCCACUGCCACUGCCCGAGCUAAGAGUAACCCCGCCCCUGCCGCCGCCUCGCAACCCCCACCCCCACCCCCAUGACAUCCACUCACUCCCUUGUUUCGCAGCCCCGCCCCCUUAUUGCUGUCACUCUAAUCUCCCUUAUCUCUCUUACCUGCACACACACACACACACACACACACACACGUAGUCUACACACAUACAGUGAAAAGAUGACAUAAGACAUAAACAUGCUUAUAUGUAUACACACACACAGUACACACACCUUCCCCUGCCUGCAUUGGUGUAUUUUGUAAAAAGAAAGAAGUCAUACAGAAGUUUAAAACUUACGUAAAACGUCAUUGUAAAAGAAAUAAAUAAAAAAAGUUAAGAUAAAGCUACUGAGAGGUUUUGAUGUUUGUCUUACUAAUCCAGUGAGUAUGUAUAAAUAUUGGAAGAAAAAAAAUUGCUUGGAUUGAUUUUAAAAGAAGCAACACAAUGUGUCUUGGUUUGCAUUGAUGUGAUUUCUAAUCCUUUGAUGUACUUGUUUUUUUUUUUUGUACUUUUUUGCGAACAGAGAACAAAAACGACAUGAUUCAGACAGUUGUUGAAAUAAACCUUUUUAACAUGA